Parasteatoda tepidariorum (common house spider) is the source of this 1668-nucleotide messenger RNA. Its product is annotated as ras-like GTP-binding protein RHO. The record is from RefSeq and is a predicted model, not a curated record. Gene Ontology annotation, molecular function: GTPase activity; GTP binding. Gene Ontology annotation, biological process: small GTPase-mediated signal transduction. Lineage: Eukaryota; Metazoa; Arthropoda; Arachnida; Araneae; Theridiidae.
ACAACGUGCACAGGUCGUUGGGCUACCAAAGCAGGGGAGCCAUCCCCUCUUCAGAGAAUCAAAAUUGUGAUGGCAUGCCUUCGGAUCGUCUUCAGGGAUGUCCUCAGGAUGAUGACGUCACCAAUAUCCCAUUGUGCAGCUCUAGUGCGACGUAAAUAAAGUAUCUACCUACCCAUUCUAUAUCGGCAGAAAUGAUCCCCUGGAAGUGCACCGAUAAUAAAAUCCAAUCGAAAAUAAUGUAGUGCUGUUGAUGAUUUUGUGUAGUUUUCAGUCGGUUAAGUACUGUAAUUGACAGUUCGAGACGCUGCUAUAUACAACGUAUUUUAAAAAAAACCUUUGUUUGCCUAAAGAUGGAAAAUACAACACUGGAUGAAAACGCUGAACCUAUUCAUUUUAAGAAGAUCGUAGUUGUUGGCAAUGAGGAUUGCGGUAAAACACAGCUCAUCAGAGCUUUUAUUGAAGUUUCAGAUUCCCACGUAAGUGCUCAAUAUUUCCGUGACAAUGCACACUCUAAUAUUGACAUUGACGGUACGAAUUUCUCGUUAUUAAUUUGCAAAGCACCGUGUCCGCAGAAUCACAAAGGAGAGAGAUCAAAAUUAUAUGAAAAUGCCGACGUAGUAAUUAUUUGUUUUGCAGUGGACAAUAUGAAUAGUUUUCUGUGCGUCGCGAGCAAAUGGCUGAGAGAGAUGCACGAAAAUCGUCCAGACGUGCCUUUGGUUUUAGUUGGAAAUAAAUGCGAUCUAAAAUCUCAAGAGGCUGCCCCUAGCACGAUAUCGUACGAUAAUGGACUACUAACUGCAAGAAACAUAAAUGCCUACCAAUAUGUGGAAUGUUCCGCAAAUACUAAAGAAAGAGUUUUAGAGGUUUUUAUCGCUGCAGUAAAAGCUACAUUAGAAUAAUUGUAUUGUGUGCCACAUGUGGUCUCCAAGCAUGCAGCAAAAUCUUCCAGAUGUGGUAUUGGUUUUAGAGAAAAAUAAAUCUGACAUGAAAUCUUAAAAAUUUUGUUUUAAUGCCCUAUAUAAGUGACAUUUUUCUUCAAAUGCAAAUAAGAAUUUUAAAUAUUAUUAUUGCUACAGAUAAGGCUUAAACUCAAAUGUUUCUUCUACAAUUUGCAAGGUAUCUCAUUUUAAUAUUAUAAGAAUUUAUUUAUUAAUUGAAAAAAUAAAAUUAAUGGUUUUGUUGAAAUGUGCUUUUUGAAAGUUAUUUGAAUUAUUUUACCUUAAAAAUUAUCCUGACAAUAAUAAAAUUACAGAUUUAAUAAAAAGAGCUAUAUAAACUAGUCUGUUUUUAUCAACAGUCAAAUAAUAGUAGUUUUAUAAUAGUUCUUGUUGUGAAAUUAUUACUGCCAAUAUUAAAUUUCGUACAAUUUCUUUGAUUUAUAUGUGAGUCUUUUUGAAAAACUGGGUUUUUAGUUUUGUUUGUUAUUCCGGUAUUUGGUACAUCUUUUAUAACCUCAUAGAACCAGUGAUAUAUAAAUAAUAAUAAAAUAAUUAUAUUUCAUGAAUCCUUAACACUUAAGUAUUCAGCGAAUUUGGAUAAUUUGAGAAAGGAAAAAUAUGUCUGAAAUGUCUACUUUCCAAUUUGUGAUUCUUCUAGUUGGAAUUUUUAUUUAUAACAGUGUAGAAUUUUGAUUCUUGCUAAUGAUUUUAAUAAAAUUUUGGAUUGAAA